This is a messenger RNA of Bacillus rossius redtenbacheri, 1791 nucleotides long. RefSeq names its product facilitated trehalose transporter Tret1-like. Lineage: Eukaryota; Metazoa; Arthropoda; Insecta; Phasmatodea; Bacillidae. Gene Ontology annotation, cellular component: membrane. Bases 117 to 1733 code for a protein of 538 amino acids. The transcript is spliced from 6 exons. The record is from RefSeq and is a predicted model, not a curated record. Gene Ontology annotation, molecular function: transmembrane transporter activity. Gene Ontology annotation, biological process: transmembrane transport.
GAGAGAGAGGUCGCCGCUGGCUCAGUGCGGCGCUGGCCGUCCCAGCAUCCAGCUCGACAGUGGAGUGACAGUGGAGUGACAGUGGAGUGACAGUGGAGUGACCAGUUGUCGCCGAGAUGAAGCCGUCCCUGACCGGCGGCCGGGAGGACGGCCUGGCAGCAGAGACGCGAGUCCCCGCCGAGCAGCGGGCCAGCACCAAGACCUUCAGCACGGCGCUCCCGCAGGUGCUGGCCACCUCGGCCAAGAACCUGCUGCUCACGGGCUACGGCAUGACGCUCGGCUUCCCCACCAUCGUGAUCCCGGCGCUGAGGGCCGACCCCGCCGCCAACAUGACCGCCCUCAACGACACCCACGACCCGCUGCUGCUGUCCGAGGAGCAGAUCUCGUGGUUCAGCAGCAUCAACCUGAUAUGCGUGCCGGUGGGCUGCAUGGUGUCGGGAGUGCUGACGCAGCCGCUCGGCAGGAAGCGCUCCAUGAUGCUGGUGAACAUCCCGUUCCUGAUCGCCUGGCUCAUGUUCCACUACGCCUCAUCGGUCGCCAUGCUGUACACCAGCCUUGUGCUCACGGGCCUGGGCGGAGGCCUGCUCGAAGCGCCGGUACUAACAUACGUAGCAGAAAUUACACAACCUCACCUUCGAGGGAUGCUGUCUGCAACUUCCUCGAUGUGCGUGAUCUUGGGAGUGUUCAUCCAGUUCAUAAUGGGCACUCUGAUGACGUGGAGGACAGUGGCCGCUGUCAACGUCACGUUCCCUUUGAUUGCCUUCGUGAGCCUGUGCUUCGUGCCGGAGAGCCCGCACUGGCUCAUCAGCAAGGACCGGCUGGAGGACGCGGAGAGGUCCCUGUGCUGGCUACGGGGCUGCGUGGAGCCCCCCGCGGUGAAGGAGGAGUUCCAGGCCGUGGUGGAGUCCCUGCGGGGGAAGCAGCCCCCCGACGCGGGCGGGCGCCCCCCCUCCUGGUUCUCCUGCAACUGGAGGAGCUACACCAAGGGCACGUUCCUCAAGCCCUACCUGCUGGUGGCCCUCGGCUUCUUCGUCGGCAACUUCUCGGGCAUGACCACGCUGCAGACGUACGCCAUCAGCAUCUUCUCCGCGCUGGGCGCCCCCGUCGACAAGUACGUGGCGGCCGUGUACCUGGGACUGGUGGAGCUGGCCGGAACCCUCGUCUGCGUGGUGCUGGUGCACUGGACGGGCAAGCGGCCGCUCACCUUCGUCUCCACCGUGGGCAACGGGUUGUGCUUCAGCGUGGUCGCCACCUACGCCUACCUGCUCCACAGGGACUCCUCGGCGGUGAUCGAGACCAACCCCUACUCCUGGAUCCCCCUCUCCUUCCUGAUGGGGGCCGCCUUCCUGUCGCACCUGGGCAUCCGGCUGCUCCCCUGGAUCCUCAUCGGGGAGGUGUACCCCCCCGAAGUUCGCGGAGUGGCCAGCGGGGCCUCGGGAUCCAUCGGCUACAUCUUCGGCUUCGCCGCCAACAAGGUGUACUUCUCCAUGCUGCACACGCUCACCCUGCAGGGCCUGUUCUACCUGUACGGCCUCACCAGCUUCCUGGGCUGCCUGGUGCUGUACUACACCCUGCCCGAGACGGAGGGCCGGACCCUGCUGGAGAUAGAGGAGCACUUUGCCGGCAAGAGGAACCUGCUGACGGAGAAGACCAAGCGGCAGGCGCGCGAUGCCGAGAAGUGGGCCGCCGCCAAUCCUGCCUUGGUUAACGAGGACAUGGUGUCUUACUUCUGAUUCAGUUAGCUAUUCCUUCUUCUUGUAAAUUAAUUUCAAUAAAUUGUUUUGUUAUUUA